Monodelphis domestica (gray short-tailed opossum) is the source of this 3358-nucleotide messenger RNA. The record is from RefSeq and is a predicted model, not a curated record. Lineage: Eukaryota; Metazoa; Chordata; Mammalia; Didelphimorphia; Didelphidae.
UAUACCAGCAGACACGGUCUUUGCUGCUGGGAGCUCUAAAGGGGAGACCAUUUUCACUUGCGGGGGUUCGGCACAAGGCAGACGGAAGGGCCGCGGGGUCCUUGGGGUGCGGACCCCAGGCAGGGAGCACCGAGACUUUGGGGACAGCCUGGAUGCAGAGAAGACUACAAAACACGUGGAAUGAAGUGACGACGUGUUUCCGGGCCGGCAUGCCGCUGAGGAAGCACCGGCAGCACUUUAAAAAGCACGGCAACUGCUUCACCGCCUGCGAAGCGGUCGACUGGCUCUACGAGCUGCUGCGGAGCAACAGCAACUUCGGGCCCGAAGUGACGAGGCAGCAGACGGUGCAGCUGCUGCGGAAGUUCCUCAAGAACCACGUGAUCGAAGACAUCAAGGGCCGGUGGGGGUCCGAGAGCCUGGACGACAACGGCCAGCUCUUCAGAUUUCCUACAACUUCUCCACUGAAAACUGUGCCGCGCCGCCAUCCCGAGCUGAGAAAAAGCAGCUUAGAGAACAUCCCGAAAGAGAAAGAAAGUGGCCUGAAGUUCCGGCCCUUGGCUCGCCGAACUCCGAAGAAGCACGAGCUCGCCCAGGAAAAUGCCGAAAAUAUUAGAAGUGAAAUUUCAGAUGACAAUAAAGAAAACCCAGUCGAGAAAAGGGAAAUCAGCCAGGAAGAUAUUGAAGAAAUUUGGAGACACAUUAUUUUAAUGCACUUGCAAACCAUCUUGGGUAUAUCCUCCUUAGAAGAAAUCUUGGACACAACACAAAUAAUACCUCAGUACAUAAUAUACAACAUGACCAAUACAAGCAAACACGGAGUUGUCGUUUUACAAAACAAAGCAGAUGACCUCCCGCACUGGGUGCUGUCCGCCAUGAAGUGUCUGGCGAACUGGCCAAGAAGUAAUGACCUGAGUCAGUCCACCUACGUGGGAUUUGAGCGCGACGUGUUCCGGACCGUUGCCGACUACUUCCUGGAUCUCCCGGAACCGCUACUUACUUUUGAAUACUACGAGUUGUUUGUUAACAUCUUGGUUGUCUGUGGCUACAUCACAGUUCCAAAUAGAACCCGUGGAGAGCCCCAACCCCGAGAUGAUCCACAGACCUCCAAAGCCCUGCACGUAAACAGUCUGAACUCUUUCAAAUCAACCGAGUGCCUCCUCCUUAGCCUCCUUCACAAAGAGAAAAGGAAAGAAGCAUCGCAGCCCCCCAAGGCUCUCCCGAGAGGGGGGCAGAGAGGUCCAGGAGGGGGCCCCGGGGAGCUGCCCCUCGGUGACCCGCGCAGCAGAAGGUCCCGGGCGAGCAUCCUCCUCGGGGGAAGUUGUCAGAACUUAACGGGUUUGAGGAAUGAGCCCGCGCUGGCUUUCUCCAGGCUUAGGCCGCGAUGCCACUCUCUGGAAGGCCUGGUAGAUGCCUCGCAGACUGGGGGCGGCCGUGACGAAGAAGAGCUCUGGGAUCCUGAGCCUCGAGAGGACUCGAACACGGCUCCCGGCCCCGAGGAGGGGAGCCCCAAGUCACUCUCUGUUGGUUUUAAGAGAACGUGCCCGGUGGCCGUGGGAGCCCACGAGGAGUCGUGCCCCGGGAAGCUGCCGCCCAAGCAGCUGUGCCGGUCCCAGAGUCUGCUCUUCAGCCGUCCCCGGAGGAGAAGCAGCCGCGUCCACGCGCCUGUGGCCGAGGUGACCGUGACGCCAAACUGCUCGGGCCACCUCCGACAGAGCACCGGCAACGUGGCCACGGCCAGUGAGCCCCAGAAUGGCGGCUCCUCAGUCAGCAAGAGGCUCUGCCGGAGCUCGCUGGAGCUUUCAGGAAAGGCUUCUCCUCCGCUCUCUUCUGGGCUGCCUGGCACGCAGAGUCUGCUGCAGCCUCAUCUGGAGCGCGUGGCCAUCGACGCCCUGCAGAUCUGCUGCCUGCUGCUGCCCCCGGCCAACCGGAGGAAGCUGCAGCUCCUCCUGCGCAUGACCUCCCGCAUGAGUCAGAACGUGGACCUGCCCAGACUGCACGACGCCGUGGGGACGCGCUCGCUGAUGAUCCAGACCUUCUCCCGCUGCGUGCUGCGCUGCGCCCAAGAGGCCGACCUGGACGAGCUGCUCGCCGCCAGGCUGGUCUCCUUCCUCAUGGACCACCAGCAGGAGGUUCUGCAGGUCCCAGCCCACCUGGAGGCCGCCGUGGAGAAACACCUGGACUGCCUCCGGAAGGGCCACGUCCCGCAUCCCGCAGGCGAGCCGCUGGCCGCACUGCCCACCUACUCCUACUGCCGGCGGAUCAGCGCGCAGGAGUUCGAUGAGCAGAAAGUGUCCACGUCUCAGGCGGCCAUCGCGGAGCUUCUGGAGAAUAUCAUCAAAGACCGGAGCUUAGCUCUGAAGGACAAGAGGAAGAAGCUAAAGCAGUUCCAGAAGGAGUACCCCGCCAUCUACCAGAGCAGGUUCCCCACCACCGAGAGCGAGGCCGCCCUGCUGGGCGACAAGCCCACCCUCAAGCAGCCCAUGCUGCUGCUGCGGAAGCCAAAGUUCCGGAGCCUCCGCUACUGACCGCGCAUGGCAGCACCCACCUCUCCACCCUUCCCCGAUCAGCGGCCACGUGCACAGAGCGGGAGACCCUGCAGAGCCGGCCAGGCCAAGGGACGACGAGGGGAGCCAUCGGAGCCUCCCGCAGAGCGCGUGCCCAAAGCCAUCCCCCUUGGGGCGACUGCGAGGCUGGCCUUGGCCCCUCGGACCCACGUCUUCAGCUCCAUUUUGCACUCCUGUAUUUCUUUUCCAUGUUUUUUAUACGUUUGUGUGUCUGUCUGUUUAAAGCUAGAAAUGCGGCAUCCCAUUUCACUUGUUUCCUGGCACAUCAGCCUCGCUUCCCUCCAGCGACCACGUUCCCCAGCACAGGAGGGCAAAGGCCCAGCUCCUCCGGCCUCUCCCAGGCAGCAGCCCAGGCCCAGGCCAGUGCCCACAAGAUGGUGCCCUUGCCCACCUCCCUGCACAUCCACAGGGAGCCCCCAAGGUCAGAGGGGAGCAUCUGGGGCUCUCCUGAAUCGAGGAACCACUCCGCUUCUCAGUGCAAUCCUGCCGUGCCUUCAUUGCUCAGGGCCCCCCAGAGCCCAUCUAGACCCGCCGAGGGCUGAACCCAAAGGCCCAGAGAGGACGGCCAAGGGUGCUGGGGAUGUUUACAAUUUUGUGACCAUGAGUGUGCUAGAAAUUGGGAUGAAAGUUUUUCUGGGAUUUGUGUAAUGGUUUGAUUCUGUUCACUUAUAUUUAAUCUCCUUAAUAAGGAGUAAGUAGACACAGUAAGAGAUUUCCAAUUAUGAAAUUAAAAGUAUCACGUGACUGGCAAAAUAAAAUGAUUCCAACCGCUCUUGGCAGAGCUGUCACCAAGA